Molecule: messenger RNA, 6865 nt
Organism: Siniperca chuatsi (mandarin fish)
Lineage: Eukaryota; Metazoa; Chordata; Actinopteri; Centrarchiformes; Sinipercidae
Product: synaptic vesicle glycoprotein 2A-like
Exons: 13
Coding region: 425-2641 (738 amino acids)
Biological process (GO): transmembrane transport; chemical synaptic transmission
Cellular component (GO): membrane
Molecular function (GO): transmembrane transporter activity
Source: RefSeq, a predicted model, not a curated record
AAGCUGGAGGAAAUGGGCGCAGAUUGUGUGCAGAUAUGCGCCAAACCCCUCCAGAUAUGAAGGCGUUAAUGCGCUCGUGAGGGUUUGCAUGGGGGGAGGGGACCCCUGCACAUCACUGAGUGUGUGUGGAUGGCGUGGGCUUCUCUCCUCCAAACCGCACAGCAUCAUCACUCCGUUAACGGCAACAGCCUCGUACGCAUCAUCAUCCUCCUCCUCCUCACCCUCCUCAUCACCAUCUCUCGGCUGAAGAGGGACCACAUCGCAGGAAUAAAGACAUAAGAAGAGCCUGUUGUCAGUCAAGUGAACCAGGAGUCGACUCUUCAAAUCUGUGAGGUGUAUCCUGAACAAACUGAAGCCCCAGCGCGUUCAGGUGGCCUCUCCACUAAAUCUUUGACCACAUUUGCAUCUUCUGAACCUCUUUAAAAUGGAGGAAGGCUACCAAAACCGGACUGCCUUUAUAAAAGGUGCCAAAGACAUUGCCAAAGAAGUCAAGCGGCAAGCAUCUAAAAAGGUCGGCCGUUCAGUGGAUCGGGUGGGCGACGAGUUCAGCAAGCGCUCCUACAGCCGUUUCGAAGAGGAUGAUGAUGAUGAUGACUACCCCAUGCAGGGAAGCCAGGAUGGAGGCUACUACCGUGGAGAUAGCCAGGCGGCCAAUGACGAUGAGGGCGGCCACAGUGACUCCACAGAGGGUCACGAUGAGGAUGAUGAGAUCUACGAGGGCGAGUACCAAGGAAUUCCCAGAGCUGAGUCAGGCAAGGGCAGUCUGGCUGGAGGCCCGGGCUCGGUGAGGGCCGGCGCUCAGCAGUUCAGAGAUAUCGGAGUGUCCGAGGCAGAGAGGAGGAAGGAUCAGGAAGAGCUGGCUCAACAGUACGAGACCAUUUUACAAGAAUGUGGUCACGGGAAGUUCCAGUGGACCCUAUACUUUGUGCUGGGACUGGCUCUCAUGGCAGAUGGUGUGGAGAUCUUCGUGGUCGGGUUUGUCCUGCCUAGCGCUGAGAAGGAUAUGUGCCUGUCUGAACCUAACAAAAGCAUGCUAGGUCUGAUUGUAUAUUUUGGGAUGAUGGUUGGGGCUUUCCUCUGGGGGGCUCUGGCUGACCGAAUAGGCCGUCGGCAGUCUCUUCUAAUCUCUCUCUCCAUCAAUAGUAUCUUCUCCUUCUUCUCUUCCUUCGUACAGGGCUACAGCACCUUUCUGUUUUGCCGACUCCUCUCAGGUGUUGGGAUUGGGGGAUCAAUUCCCAUCGUGUUUUCCUACUAUUCUGAAUUUCUGGCCCAAGAGAAGCGUGGUGAGCACCUCAGUUGGCUUUGCAUGUUCUGGAUGAUUGGGGGAAUAUACGCAUCUGCCAUGGCCUGGGCUAUAAUCCCACAUUAUGGAUGGAGUUUCCAGAUGGGCUCGGCAUAUCAGUUCCAUAGCUGGCGUGUGUUUGUGUUAGUGUGCGCAUUUCCUUCUGUUGCAGCCAUCGCUGCCCUCAGUGCCAUGCCAGAGAGCCCACGCUUCUACUUAGAGAAUGGCAAACAUGACGAAGGCUGGAUGAUUCUCAAGCAAGUUCACGACACCAACAUGCGAGCAAAGGGACACCCAGAGAGGGUGUUUUCUGUCACCACAAUUAAGACGGUGAAACAGAUGGAUGAGUUGGUGGACACUGGCACUGAUACUCCAGUCUGGAAGCGCUACAAGCUGAAGAUUAUGAGCCUCUCCCAACAGAUGCGGAAUAACAUUCUUGCCUGCUUCAGCCCAGAAUAUAAACGGACGACUUUCAUGCUCAUGGCUGUUUGGUUUACCAUGUCUUUCAGCUAUUACGGACUGACGGUGUGGUUCCCAGACAUGAUCAAGUACAUCCAGAAGCAGGAAUAUGAAUCACGCACAAAGACCUUCACCAAGGAACGAGUGGAGCAUAUCACUUUUAACUUCACCCUGGAGAACCAAGUGCAUCGCCAAGGACACUACUUCAAUGACAAGUUCCUCAACCUGAAGAUGAAAUCCAUGGUGUUUGAAGACUCUGUGUUUGAGGAGUGCUACUUUGAGGACAUCACUUCCACACACACCGUCUUCAGAAACUGCACCUUCAUUGCAAGUUUGUUCUAUAACACAGAUUUGUUCAAAUACAGGUUUGUCAACUGUAAACUGGUCAACAGCACGUUUCUCCACAACAAGGAGGGCUGCAUGCUGGACUUCAGCGACGACUUCAACAAUGCCUACAUGAUAUACUUUGUUAACUUCCUUGGCACAUUGGCAGUGUUGCCUGGCAACAUCGUGUCAGCUCUAUUAAUGGACAAAAUUGGGCGUUUAAGGAUGUUGGCCGGAUCCAGUGUCAUAUCUUGUGUCAGCUGUUUCUUCCUGAUGUUCGGCAACAGUGAGUCAGGGAUGAUCGCCCUCUUGUGCCUGUUUGGCGGCAUCAGCAUCGCCUCGUGGAACGCCCUGGAUGUGAUAACGGUGGAGCUCUACCCCUCGGAUAAAAGGACCACAGCGUUUGGCUUCCUGAAUGCCCUCUGUAAGCUGGCGGCCGUCCUGGGCAUCAGCAUCUUCCAGUCAUUUGUUGGCAUCACCAAGGCCGUACCCAUCUUAUUUGCUGCUGGCGCACUCGCUGCAGGUAGCUUCCUUGCAACAAAGUUGCCUGAAACACGAGGCCAAGUGUUGCAGUAAAACAAAUGACCAGCAGUGGGCAGCAGAGCACCGCUGGAGUGUGUGUUUGACAACUAGAGCCCGAACAUCCCUGAGAGCUUCAGCGCUGCCCGUCACACACACCAACAGAACAGACUGCCAUCCCCAUUGUAAGCCCAGAAUCCUCUGAAAUAUGGAUUGCAUCAUUCAAAGUCUAUACAGAGCCACAGUGAUUAAGAGAAGAGCACACAGAUGUAGAAAUAGAUACCUGUGUCAUGAUAACGCCAACAGAUCUUUUCAAAAGUGUAAUAUGCACAGGGUGACGCAGUACAAACUGUGGUGUGCAGGAAGGAUAAAAUGUUAAUUUCUGGGAGUUUUCUCUCACUGGCCCACAGAUCUACAAUAUCAAAACACAAUUGAGAAGACAGGGAUGACAAAUGAUGAGAUGAGACUUAAAAAAAGCCAUUUAUGGGUGAACGUGACAAGAUUUAGUCUAUGUAUGCAGUGCUUUUCUUUUUCGUCUGUCCUUGGCCUCAGUGACUGGCUUUCUAGUGCUGCUUUUUAAUUUGCUGUGAUGUUACUGGUACAAUUCACUUCACAUUUCCAUUCAGACUGACGUUUGUGUUUGAUGAAAAGUUUAGCUUUGAAAAUAUCUUAUAAAGAAUUUCUGGGUCAAUAUAUUUUCUCUAAAAACGCCCAUGACCCUUGACCACUGUCUACUACUGAAGCCAGACCUGCUGAGAGCUUAUUUUCUACCAAAUAAUAUUAAAACAUUCCAGUGAGGCUUGAUUUAUUCAGAAACAGUGAAUAUAUUUUUUCCUUGUCCCUGCAUAAAUCCAGUCUACUCCUCCAUUCACAGCCUCAAAGCACAGACAGGUGAAGAUGCAUUUCAUAGGAUUCUCUGUUGUAAAUGGGAAUAGUUUGAUCCAGCUCCUCAGUGUUCAGUGUUAAACUAAUGCUUUUCCCUCCCUGUUGUUGAACCAUACAGCUGUGCAGUGUGAUGAUGUUCAUGUCUGCAACACAGGAACGUCUGCAGGACGGAUUUUGGUCAAGUGCUAAAUGUGAGAGCAGAUACUAUAGUGUAAAAUUUGCCUAAAUUUGUUGUGUGCGUGGGAUUGCAUGUGUGUCUUUGUUAUGUGAGAUGAGAAAAAGUGUCUGAUUUCAACUCCAUCAUUUCAUUCAAAUCAGUGCAGCCAUGUAGACCCUAUUUUACUAAUGCAACAGCAGAAUGUACAGAACAGCGGUCGCACACUUUUAGAAAAAUUCUGUCAGAUAUAACUCAUGCAGUAGCUCAGGUGUGGUGAAAUGUUUAGACCACGUUUACAGCUGGUAUUAUGUUUUAGCACCACUCGACCAAGUUAUUGUACAUGCAGGAUAGUUUUCUGAUUUAAAAAAAUCUAGUUCAGCUUCGUCCCAUAUGCAUAGCUGCAUUAAUUAGCCUUAAUAUGAAAACAGGUCACAAAACACAUCAUUUGAUUGAGUGUGAAAGUUCAUUCUUGACCUUGGAAACAGUAGUUUGACAAAAAAAGCUAGCUUUUUGCAGUUUGCUGAGUGUUCAUAGAGAAUGAAGCUCUGGGAAAAAAAGCUACUAAGUUGACCUCGACUUAACAUUUCUUUUGUCAAAGUCAGUUGGUUGUUUUGUCUUUUUCCAUUUGGGCUCAAAACAUACAAUCAAUGCAGUAUCCUUUCGUAAAAUUGUGUUAAUGUUUUUUUAAAAGUCAUGAUAUGACUUCAUUAUACUCAUAAGCACAAAUUAAAUGGGAAGAAGAAGGGAAAAAAGUCCUAUUGAUCAGGCAGUGCAGCACAAAGGGAAAACAGAGAUUACAAAUCACUUGUCUAAUUUCAUUUUAAGGGCUCCUGUUCUGUCAUUCCUUUACGGCAUCCAUAUGGGCCAGAAAAAGUGACAAGUUAUCACUCACUGUGUUCCUGUAUGAUACCGUUUAACCAUCUGUAAGGAUGAAAUAAGUACAGAAAGAAACUGCCCAUUGUGACUUUGAUCUAAAUUGGAAACAAUCACUCUAAAGGAAAGUUAAUUGAGCAGCCUACCAUUCUUUAUACAUAUCACUACUUCGAAAUAAUUUCUUCAAAGGUGUACAUCAAUAUGUGUGCUGACAAUCAGUGAGUGAGUGCAUGGGUGCUGCUGCUGCCCAGUAGAGUAUGCUGUUUGACCUAAAGACGUCCUCUGGAUUUUGUGUGUGUGUGUGUGUGUUCAGGAUGUUAGAGGCUUUGGCAUUGUCUGUGGCUGAGCCUCUCCCCCCAGAGUAGACUGAUAACGUAACACACACUUCAGAAGGAUAACGGAGUGUGUGUGUGUGUGAGAGAGAGAAAGAGACUUUAAAAGAAUAAUUCAACAUUUUAAUAAGUACGCUUAUUCACUUUAUUGCCUAGAGUCAGAUGAGAAGAUUGAUACCACUAUUACCACCACUGGCUGUAGCUUCAUAUUUAGCGUACAGGCAUGAGAGUGGUAUCAAUCUUCGCAUUUAACUCUUAACAGAAAAGCGAAUAAGAGUAUUUCCCGAAAUGUCGAACUAUUACUUUAAUGCUGUCAAACCUAGAUUACAUUCUGUGACAAAUGUGUCCUGUCUUGUUCAUGCUAGAGAGACUGUUUGUGUGUGUGCAUAAGCUGACUCUAAAUCGUCUGUCACAUAUUUUUCUACUUUUUUCUGUUGCGGUGUUUUCAUCCCUGCGAUGAAUACAGCUCAGUUAGGGACCACGGAAAUAUAUUUACACUAUGAGGAGAAAAAAAACCCACAACCUAAUGCAAUAUAUGCAGUGUAGAAUUUAAUGUUUUGUUCUUCAUAAUGGACUCGGGUGCUCUUUUGCUGAUACAAUUCAGUGUUUAAAACAAAUCCCAUCAAAGAUGGCCAGUCUCAGAGAUCUGUGUAGAAAUACGGAAAAGGAUCACAUCUUAAAUUCACAAAGACCACUUCACCCCCUUAUCCUUCUGUAUUCAACCGAUCGUGACGCAUGUUUGUAUUGUAUUGUCUGACUUCUUGGACGUCCUGUAUGCCAGUUGUUUUUGUCUAAAGCAAGAACUAGUGUUUUCAUUGUUGUAUGAUGACAUAGAUUUGUUGCUUGCAGUGACUGUUCUUAAUCAAAGUGGGGUUAAAAUUUGUGAAACUUGAGUAUGUGUUCUGAAAGUAAGUUAGUGGUGGCUGUGCUCCUUGUUUACCUUGAACCCAGGUAACUCUUUUUUAUAUAUAUGCCUGAAUUUCUGAGGAGAAUGCUUGUAAUCAUGCAAUUAAUCUUGUCACAGAGGUACAAGAUAUGGCCGGAAAAGGGCAAUACACUUAUGCGAAUGGAGCCGAAAAUGUGCAUAAGUUAUGCGCAAAAAGUACAAUUUGAAAUAAACUUGUUUGUCCAGGUGAGUCUGUUUAAAAGGGGGAAGUGGAAGCAAUAAAGUGGAAGCUUUCCCCAAAUCUGAGGAAACAGGAAGUCAAUGUUAAAUCCAAAAGGACUGCAGUUUAUCAACUCAUCAAAAGAGCCCCCUCUGUCAAAUUGAAGCUCCUGUCCAAAAUGUAAAAGUUUACUAUUAAUGUUACUGUGUGUAGAAUUUUCAUUCUAUAUAGAUAUAUAAAUUAUCAAAAGGGUCACUGGUUUGAGUUUUAUCUAUGAUGACAGCAGUGAUAUGGGAUGUGGUCAAAAUAAAGCGAACACCAGUCUGAAGACUUCCCUUAAUGAUGGUGGUCUGAUAAAAGGAUGGAGGACUUUUUAUGGCAUGGUUUCUGUCUUCUCAACUCUUAAGAGUACACAGAUCAGUCCUGAAUGAAUUCUGAAAAAAGGACCGACUCAUGCCAGAAAACGACUCCUUCAUCUGCAAGAAUCCUUUGCUGUAGUUUGGACAGAAGGAAUUUAUGUUUACAUUUACUUUGGUUUGACUGACCUGUUUAUUAAAUGAUAAAAGUUUUACUCUAAAUGUGAGUUCAAUUCAAAAAAUCAGUGUACUGUGUGUAGAAACUGUAGAUGUUUGUACGUGCAAGUUUGGAAUUUGUGGAACAAAAGAUCAAGGAAAACAGUUCCAAAAAAAGUUCAAUAUGACUCAAAUCUAUUGUGUGUUGUCUUUGUGUUUUGUAAAUGAAGACUGAAAAUCUUGGUAAAAUCAGUAUUUACUACUUCUGGAUAUUGAGAACGUUUUAGUGAUGCUGAAAAGGUGCUGUAUUUAUUUUAUGUGAGAGUUGUUGCUGGGAUUUGCACUUCUGUGCCAUUUAUCCAGUUCUAUGAAGAAAAUGAUAAAUCAUAAUGGAAAUAAAACAUGAAGAAAGAAAA